Molecule: messenger RNA, 2787 nt
Organism: Bipolaris victoriae FI3
Lineage: Eukaryota; Fungi; Ascomycota; Dothideomycetes; Pleosporales; Pleosporaceae
Exons: 1
Coding region: 1-2787 (928 amino acids)
Molecular function (GO): protein binding
Source: RefSeq, a predicted model, not a curated record
AUGGCUGACGUAUUUUUGAGUUUCUUCCGGAGUUCCUUGCCCGAUGAACUUGUGGCGGUAAUCGAGAAUACCAUCAAGGCGACCGAAUCAGGGGACUUUCAGUCUGUGCUUCAAUCACCGGAAGCGCAGAUAUUACUAGGCCACCAGGACGACGAAACUACCAAAAAUGUCAAGAGGAGCGAUUUUGGACUGUGGAGCGACUACAUUUUCCAUCGCCUGGGGUUAAUAGUGUCAAAGCGAAAGGAAGAAGAGUCAACUCCAGUAAACGAAACUGCGCUUUAUAGACAGCACGUCUACUUCUUGAUUGCAGUCGCAGCGUUGCAUGCGUUCCUACAAUCGAAUGUUACGGGACCACCACUACCUUUCAAAUCGGCUGAAGUGCUGCUACCGAAGGAUAUCGCAGGUGACGCCAAAGCCCUGGCUAAAACGCGCGGAGAACUUGUCACAUCGUUGAAUGCCGACGGUGUUGCAGCGUAUAGACUUACUCCCAAUAUUGAACUGCUUUGCUUAGCGGACACUAUUCUCAUCAGCCCUCCUAUCCAAAAGAACAUUCCAGUCUCAAUAUGGGCCAGGCUAAGGACCAACUUCAUCCAUCAAAGACUGCUCAGUGAGGCCGCACCAAGCCUGCAAGAUGCAAUCUACGACAAUCUCAAGGGUGUAGAAGACUUGAUCCAGAACUCAGGGAAGGUCAACGAAAUCAAGGAUUUGCACACCACAUUUUUACUUGAGCGUGCGGCUAUCCAUACACACCACGGUCUCGAUAAGAAGGCCCGAGCGGACCUCGACCAAGCAGCCUCUGAGCGCAAGUUUGAAUUUGCGCUGACCGGUUUGAUGGGCAAGAGAACAAAAUUCCAGCAAAAAGAUACUAGUCAACUGAUUGUACUUGCUCGGAGCGCGGGAUCAGAAGCCAGUGGUACAUCGGAAGAAACUUCGAAGCCCAAGAAACUGGAUCUGAACGACGAUACGCUGCUCGAGUCCAUAUCUUUCACUAACGACGCUGUUUCCACCGAGAUCAAAGACAAAUCAGAAAUCCCCGCAUCUCUUCAGUCCAUAGACCCGUCAAACCAACCACUUCUUGAUCCCCUCGACUCAGUCAUCAUGCUCUCGCUGGCCGAGAGUAUCAAGAACACCAAUCCCGCGGAUGGCCUUACACGCGAGCAAACAGAACCGUACGCAACACGAGUGCUUGAAGGCGGAAGUUCCAACUGGCAGGUUUACACUCAGGCUCUUCUUGUGCGUAGUCGUAUCGAGGGGUAUAAGCCGCGUACUAUGGAGCGAGGCUUGCUACAACUUCAAGCACUUGUCGAUCAAGUCAUUGUGGAGACUUCGGGCGAUUCUACCACAGAUGCUGAGACGGGUCAGAAGGUCACUUCUUUCCUGCCGCAAGCAAAGCAGGAAGAGUCGGCGUCUGUUGAAGAGCGGCUACGCUAUAUCUUCCCGCUCUGCUCGCCGUCACGAUGGGAACUCGAGUCCGAACUUGCAGCUCGCUGGGUUGCACUAGGUGGUCUACGAUCUGCACUUGAAAUCUACGAGAGACUGGAACUAUGGGCUGAAGCAGCAUUGUGCUAUGCCGCUACUGAGAAGGAAGACCGAGCACGCAAGAUUAUCCGAAGACAACUUUUCCACGCCACCAACGGCGACGACGAGAAUGUGGAUAUGGAUGCAGAGAAGUGGGAAGGAGCAGAACGCAAUCCUCCACCAGCCGAAGCACCACGCUACUACUGUAUCCUAGGCGACAUCGACAAAGACCUCUCCCUCUACGAAAAAGCCUGGGAAGUAUCCGGAAAACGCUAUGCUCGCGCCCAACGCUCCCUCGGCCAACGCUACAUCGCAGCCCGCGACUACGAAAAAGCAGCAGAAGCCUAUUCGCUCUCCUUGAAAAUCAACGCCCUCCACCACCCGGCCUGGUUCGCCCUCGGCUGCGCCCGCCUCGAGCUCCACGAAUUCAAAAACGCAGUCGAAGCCUUUUCGCGCUGCGUCCAGCUCGACGACCAAGACGCGGAAGCAUGGAGUAACCUUGCAGCUUCAUUGCUACACCUACGCCCCAAGGUCACCGAGAGUGAAAACGGCGAAGUAUCAGAAAAGCAAGUGACGAACCACCCGCGCACCGAUGCACUCAAAGCUUUCAAGCGCGCAGCGACAAUCAAACACGACGACUACCGCAUCUGGAACAACGUGCUCGCCGUGGCUACAUCGACGAGUCCGCCCUCGUGGCAAGACGCCAUCACAGCCCAACGCCGCAUCUGCGAGCUACGGGGCCAGACGGACGGCGAAAAAUGCGUAGACGCCGAGAUCCUCAACAUGCUCGUCAAACACGUCGUUUCUUCCGAAGAAGGCUUCGAUACCUCGCGCCCCGGUCUCGCACGUAUGGCGAACGAUCUCAUUGAAAAACACGUCAAGCCGCUCAUCACGGUAUCCCCGCAACUCUGGAUCAUUCUCGCAACUCUGUACACGCAUACCCAACGUCCCGCGUCGGCGCUCGAGUGCCACGAAAAGGCGUGGCGGGCCGUGACGUCGCAGCCGCGAUGGGAGUCUAGCACUGAAGCAGAAUGGAAUGCCGUCGUGGAUAUGACGGUGGAUCUGGUGGAUGCGUACGAGACGCUUGGGCCGCGGGAGCGGACAGAGGGCUUGAGUGCGGGGAGUGGAGAGGUGGUGGCGAAGGAUUGGAAAUUCAAGAGUCGCAGUGCGGUGAGGAGUGUUAUGGGUAAGGGUAAGGAGAAUUGGGAGGAUACGGCUGGGUGGGAGAAGUUGGUGGAGAGGUUGGAGGAGUUGAAGACGAGGGAGUAG